ACAGCGCUCCAAGAGCUUCAGGCGUACCUUAGCAAAGAUCAGUGGAUCCGGACAACGGCGAUGGAUUUUAAUACUUUUGCAUCACGCGUUGGUUCUAGUUACUUCGAAAUAAAGAGGCCACUUUUCGUCAUUUUGAAUGACUCCGAUGACGUGAAGCAAGACUUUGCUGAGAUCGCGAACUGGAUUGACAUGUCAUAUCCAACGUGGCUGAUUUUCUUCCGAAAUGAAACUGCGAUUGAUGAUUUUUUCGAAAAUAUUUACGUGCCAUUCGACUGCAAGUUGAUGGUCAUACAAAACGACGAAAGUAGACCGAAUCGGGACACCAUUACUGAGAUUUACCAAAUAAGUCGUGACAAAGAGAUAAAGCACGCGAGAUUUGGAACAUGGAGUUAUUCCGAUGGAAUACGAACACCGAGAUUAGGAUUGUAUCAGCGGAGAAACGAUCUCUUCGGCCAAACCAUUCGAGUCACUUCCAUUUACGAUCCACCGGGAUCUUUGAUAGAUCGCGACGAAGAUGGAAACAUGGUUGGGCUUGGAGGCUUUUUUGGUGGAAUCAUGCAAUUGCUGGAGGAAAAUAUGAAUUGCACGUUAACGUAUCUCGAAUCUAAAACGUGGGGCCACCGGUUGGCUAAUGGCACCUGGACGGGAACCAUUGGCAUGCUAAUCGAAGACGAAGUUGAUGUUGUGGCUGCAGAACUCAUGAUGACUCGAGAUCGCCUCGAGGCCAUAGAAUUCACAACGCCAGUUUAUACGACUAAGUGUCGCACUUUCAUAAAAAGACCUUCAACAACAUCCCUAAAGUGGGAGGCUUACGUCGCCCCAUUUACAUGGGGGAUUUGGAGUGCGAUUGGUGUUAUAAUCAUCGUAACGAGCCUGACGAUUUCUCUCGUUAAAUCAAUCGUACCGAUCAUAUCAGAACAUAUAAAAGACGAGAAAAAUUUGAGUUCUAGUUUCUCCGAUAUACUUCUCGAAGUUUUCGGAGCUUUUUGCAGCCAAGGCAUGGAGCAGUCUCUGUUAGAUCCAAUUCGAAUUAUUCAUCUCGUGAUACAUCUUACGGGCGUGGUUGUCUUGGCUGCUUAUUCGGCAGCUCUGAUAAGUUCUUUGGCGACGAAAACUUUCGUGAUGCCAUUUACGACGAUGGAAGGCUUUUUGCGAGAUGGCACUUACAGAUUCGGCGUGGUCGGAGACUCGGCGGAUUUCGGUUUUUUUCAGAAUACAACGGACGAAAUUCUCAAAGUACUGUUCGAUGAUGUUCUGACGAAAGAAACGGAGUUACCGGGUACUUAUUUGGACGGAUUGACGAAAGUUUGCGAAGAAGAUAAAUAUGGCUUCAUGACGUUGGACAACGUCGUGUCACAGUUGCAGCCGAAAGUCAGUUGCAAACUCGAGCCUCUGGACACAAUAACGCAGUCCUCGAUCGCAAUGGCCGUAGCGCCACGAAGCCCGUACAAAGGAAUUAUUGACAGCAACAUAUUGUUGAUUCGCGACAGUGGAAUUCUCCAACGUUUGUUAAAUUCCGAAUGGAUGCUUUCAAAUAAAAAAAGUGACAGCGGCUGGACGACUGUUGAGAUAGAGGACGUCUUGCCUCUCAUCAUUGUCAUAAUAUUCGGAGCAUUUUUCAGCUUUUUGGCUCUCGGUAGCGAACAUAUCGUGACGAUCAAGAAGAAGAAGAAGCUCGUCAUCGGGAAAAAGAGAUUGAAAAAAUCGAAUUUAGUGCCAACAAUCAUUUUGAAAAAGCACAACGGAGUUCCCCUUAAUUUAGCCAGAUUUUAAUACUUUUCCUUCGUAAUUAAUGU
Molecule: messenger RNA, 1796 nt
Organism: Venturia canescens
Lineage: Eukaryota; Metazoa; Arthropoda; Insecta; Hymenoptera; Ichneumonidae
Product: probable glutamate receptor
Exons: 10
Coding region: 61-1773 (570 amino acids)
Cellular component (GO): membrane
Molecular function (GO): ligand-gated monoatomic ion channel activity
Source: RefSeq, a predicted model, not a curated record